Mucor velutinosus is the source of this 1170-nucleotide messenger RNA. RefSeq lists its product as uncharacterized. The transcript has a single exon. NCBI's taxonomy places the organism in Eukaryota, Fungi, Mucoromycota, Mucoromycetes, Mucorales, Mucoraceae. The coding region runs from base 1 to 1170 and encodes 389 amino acids. The record is from RefSeq and is a predicted model, not a curated record.
AUGUCCCAUUCAACACUCCUCAGCUUACCGUAUGAACUUGUUUUACAUAUUGGCCAGUAUCUGGAGUUUGCAGAUGUAUGGUAUUUAGGGACUUGCUCUCAUGCCAGCCGAACACUGUCAUUUCAACUACUGCAAUCGUUAUAUCAGAUCAACCUCAUUAAACCACGCAUCAUCAACCCGUUUGGACAGAGUAUACAUGCAGCUGUCGCUUAUCUUGCGAGACACGGCAACACCGGCAGUACAAGUCAACAGCAGCAUAUCAUUCAAUCUGUGGCAAAUCACUUGGCCAUAGGCAUCUGCGAUCGCAUGCCAAGUAAAUCAGGCAGAGCCUUUUCAUUGGACUUUUUGCUGAAUAAAUCGUUGGCCAUUCUGCUAGAGCAUUGUCUGUUGGACUCGACAUUACAUGCAUUCAUGAAAUCGCAAGAAACACAUAUCCUCAGUCAACAGUUUGAUCAGAUCAUAUCAUCGAUACGUGCUCAGCAUGAACAGCCGUUUGAGCAGCAGAGGUACACAGGGGUACUGAUGGUCGAUUUUCUAGCUGGAUUGCACGACACACUAGUGGCCGUUUUAGAGGAAGAAGACAUGCUUAGCAACAUAUACCACCACUUGCUCACCAGUCAUUUACAAAAACAGUUACGAGCCAUCCAAUCCAGAUACCAGAGCCAUCAUUCAGAUCAGUCAUCCUACUCAAAUCAGCAAGCACCUCGUAAAGACUCUCUGCCCAGUCAAGAGUUCAAAUUGUACAUUAAACUCAUAUGCUGUUUAGCACAAACCAACCUCAUAUCAUCCAACGACAUUGAUUCACUGACUUACCAUUACAUCAAUCAUUUCUUCUUGACACGACCAUCGGAUGUCAGUUUCAGUCGAGAUUCAGGGCUCAAAAUAUACAUACGACAGCAUAAUGAACACUUGUCCAUCAUCAACACAGUGACGCUCAAUAAACGGCCUGCCUACCACUAUCAAUGGCGGCUAUGGUUGGAAGAAACACAAUUGCGGUUAAGUGUAUUGUUAGAUUUAUUGCGUGCCAUGAUACAAAAGAACUGCAGCCAAGGUGGAGCAGCACCUGAUUUUGUCCAUAUCACUGCCAUGUUGCAAGACACUGUCUCUGCAUUGACAUUAUCAAAAACCAUCCCUCAAAAUGAAUAUGAAAUACCUCUUUUGAAUGAUUAA